Messenger RNA from Rotaria sordida, 870 nucleotides. Lineage: Eukaryota; Metazoa; Rotifera; Eurotatoria; Philodinida; Philodinidae. The record is from the annotation of a GenBank genome assembly.
AUGUCUGUAGAUGUUGACUUUUUUCCUCAUUUACUUAUGAAGGAUAGUAUAUUAACAACACAAUAUGAUAGAAGAAAUAGUUGGACUAUGUCAGUAUCUUCAUCAUCAUCAUCAUCAUCAACAGCAGCAAUAACAACAACAACGACAAAUACAACAUCAUGGUUCGAAAGAAAAUUAUUUAGUCAUUUUAAACGUUUUUUUCGACGAAAAUCUUUAUCAUUAAUAUCAAAUCGUCGAAUAUCAUUAUCAAAUAUUGAAAAUAUUCUAUCAUUACCAGUUAAUGAAACACAAAAAGUCGAAGAAGAAGAAGAAGAAGAAGAAGAAAAAGAAAAAGAAGAAAAAUCUCCUAUUAAUAAUGAUAAUGAAAAACUUUCAUUAUCAACAAUAUCAUCUAUUUCUAAUUCAAUUGAUUUACUUUAUGAUUAUGAUCGUCUUCUUGAACGUUGUAUUAAACAACAUGAACAUAAUCAUACUACUAAAAUAAAUGUACAUUGUCAAACACCAAUAUCAAUUCCACAUGCAGAUUUAAUUGUUAAUCAAAUAUGUACAAUAAUUAUUAAUUGGAAAUCUUAUAUACGUUUAUUUCAUUCAUUAAAACGUGAUCCACAUUUAUUUCAACAAUAUAUUAAUCAAUAUUAUUCAUGUCAAUCAUUUAUAAAUCAACGUGAACAAUUAACAUUAAAUAUUCGUACAACAAAAACAAUAUUUGAUAAUGUUUUACGAAAAUUUCUUGAUGAUUAUAUUACAUGUUUAAUAUGUCAAACGGCACAAACAUAUUUGAUUAAAUCAGAUCGUAUAUGGAGAAUAGAAUGUCAAUUAUGUGGUAUUCAACGAAUAGUUAAACGUCUCAAAUGGAAACAUCAUCAAUAA